AAACCAGAAAAGUGAUAACAACAAAAGAGAAACAAAUUAGAAUUAUUUACAUUCCAAUUAAAACUACACAUUCCAAGUGCAUUAACUACAACAAAAAUACUGAAAGAAAUAUCAUAUUUCCGUUGUGUAACAAUCCCCAUUUCAAAUUCACAAUGAAUGUCUCAAACGACAAUCGCUAUGCGAUCACAUUAACGGAGGUAACGGCAGAAAGCCACGCAGGGAAGAAAAAAAUUCCGACAGCAACAAUACUCAAAAUCCAAGAUGCCGAAGACUCUGGUUCCCUGAAAUUUGUCGUAGUAACAGAUUUCGAAAGAAAAUUCUUCAAAACACCACACACAUACAGCCGUUCGAAUAUCGAUGGACUGUUAUUUCUCACGCCGGACGUCUACAAAUUCGCUAUAGCUGUAAAGGAUUCCGCAGCGAGGAUAAAGUUUUGCCAAUCAGACGAGCAACAAAAGUUUGUAUUUGAACUGGAACUGAACAGUCCCGUCCAAAUUCCUUACGCAUCUUUCGCAAUGAAUGAUGGAUCGUUUCGACGCGGAUUUGUAAAGCACAUCGGAUGUUUGAGCGAUGUGGGGCCUGGCUACCAUUUCGUUGUUACUUUGAUGAAACGGGACUGGACCUAUAUUCCCAAUACGAACAAAUUUAUCGCAGCACUCGAUACCCUCGACAUAGAUAAGAGUCAGUCUGUCAUUUUAUCAGCUGAUUACAUCUUGAGAGACGAUGCCAAAACAUGUCCUGACGUAGAAUUGUUUCAUUUGUACCGCGGAAAGUAUUAUGAAAGUGGCAUGAGAAUGAAUCGACACUCUGAACUCAACGAAAAAGUAACAAAGUCGCAAGCGAUCGUCAAAAGAAAUUCGUCGAACGUCGUAUUCGACACGCUGAACAACAAAAACACCGUCAAACCGGAGAAGCCAUUCAAUGUGAAUGGCAAAGAUAUUUAUGUGAUCGAUGCCCAAUCGGAUACGGACAAUGCCGACGUGCAAAUUGUCCAAAACACCCGGUAUGAAGAUCGAUCGGCCGUUCUGCUGACAACUAAGUGGCCGGAAUGCGCUGGACCGCAAUUCGAAAUGUUGAAUGGGAAAAGUGAAGAGGCGGCAAGUAGCAGCAGCAGUAGUAGUUACGCCAAACAAGUACGGUCAAGUUCGAGAAGCAAGUCGUCGAAUCCUUUGGAUCAUCUUAAUCAGGAUUCCAGAAAUGCAAACAAAGACACUUCUUCUCAGAGUAGUGCGUCUCACUAUUCGUUGCGUAAACAGCCACGGCAGUCUGUCUGUUACAACGAUGUUGCAAUUGAUGCUGGAGAAUGUUUUGAAGAGUUCAGUAAAAUUCCUGGGUCAACGCUUGGAAUAGACGCAAUGGUAACGGUCGAAACGGGCACAUGUCAGCCGUUGAACGGAGUGAUCCGUGCAAUAUUCAAAAUGGGAUCGACUAUAAUGGUUGGAGUGGAAAUAGAAGAAUUUAUAUCGUACGCUCCGUUGAAUUUAACCAAUGGCACAUUUUCCGGUCAUCGUUUCUUCCAAUGCCAGAAUGGCAAAGCCCUGUUCAUCGAAGCCGAUUGCUGUCACAAGGACAACCGAUUUGCGGACGAUCUGGUUGCUGAGAAUAAAGUGUUCGGUCACCCAGAAUCACCCAUUGUCAGGGAAAAUGUUCCGCCACUAAGCUUGAAGAAUCUACAAGAAUUGGAGGACAUCAUUGGCGAAAGUAAGGGCAUACAGGGACAUAACAAUUCGUGCUAUUUGGAUGCCACUUUGUUCUCAAUGUUCACAUUUGCGCAAUGCUUUGACUCUCUUCUGUAUCGCAGCGCUGAACCGAAGGACAUCAAGCACUACGAUAAAGUUCGGGCUAUCCUUCGAGACGAGAUCGUGCAUCCGCUUCGAAAACACCAUUUCGUUCGUGCCGACAGAGUGUUGAAACUACGUGAGUUAUUGGAAGAGAUCAGCACAAUGACAGGAUUGACUAAUGAAGAAAAGGACCCGGAGGAAUUUAUGAAUAUCUUGAUUGCACAGACACUGAAAGCCGACCCAUACUUGAAGUUCAAUUCCGGACAGGACGCUUUCUACUACCAGCUGUUCGUGGAGAAAAACGAGGAUUUAAAAUUGCCGAAUGUUCAGCAGCUCUUCGAACAGAGUUUCAAAACGUCAAACAUAAAAUUACGCGAAGUUCCGCCGUGUCUGAUUAUACAAAUGCCCCGGUUCGGAAAGAACUACAAAAUGUAUCCGCGCAUUGUACCGUCACAGGUGCUGGACAUCACCGACGUUGUGGAGGGUCAACCACCUGCAUGUAACGCUGACGGACGUCUCGCCACUGUAAAAUGCCUUGAUUGCAAUGAAGACUAUUGCGGCGAUUGCUUCCCCAAAGUGCAUUGCCAUCAAAAACAAAACCACGAAAAGAUCGACAUCCAGUCCGACUUUCCAACACUACGUGACCACCAAACGGUGCCCAGGAUACAUAUGGAUCUGUUUGCCGUCGUUUGCAUCGAAACAUCACAUUACGUUUCAUUCGUCAAGGCCGGCGAACUACCGGAUGCGCCGUGGCUAUUUUUCGAUUCUAUGUCGGACCGUCGAGGCGGCCAAAAUGGUUACAACAUUCCAUCGAUGGUCUCUGUGCCCGCUUUACCGGAGUGGCUGUCGGAAGAAGGUGCUCGAAAAUUGCAUGACUCAACGCCAAAGGAUAAACUUUUACCGCCGUUUGCUAAGCGACUACUUUGCGAUGCAUAUAUGUGCAUGUAUGUCAGUCGCGACGUAUCGAUGUACAAAUGAGAAAGGCACCAAAAUGUUGAAAUUACAUUAAGUUAUACUUAUACUUAGAAACACACAAUUUUGAGUGAAACAUUCUCAAUAAAGAUGAGUUCAUGAAAUGGAA
Molecule: messenger RNA, 2862 nt
Organism: Bradysia coprophila
Lineage: Eukaryota; Metazoa; Arthropoda; Insecta; Diptera; Sciaridae
Gene: CYLD
Product: ubiquitin carboxyl-terminal hydrolase CYLD
Biological process (GO): protein deubiquitination
Molecular function (GO): cysteine-type deubiquitinase activity
Source: RefSeq, a predicted model, not a curated record